AGGGGGGAUGCUGGCAUUUCAUCGGCAGAGGGGCCUUGGUGCCCCUCGGGCUCUGCUCUUGCUGCCAUGGGAGCAGGUCAUGUGUGGGGGUGGGGAGAGCAAGACUCCUGCCUGCGCUGUGUACCCCACUGGAGUCCUGGACCCACGUGUCUCCCCCACUCACCACGCAGCAGGGUGCCCUGCAGCUCCUGCUGCACCCAGGGCAGAGGCAGGGCCAGUGAGGCUGCGGGUGUAUGGGCUGUGCCUGGGAUGGCAUGGAGCUUGCUGUGACUCCUGUGUGCCAAGGCUGGUCCCCUGUGCUGUCCCCGAGGCAGGGGGCUCCCUGCAGCCCCUGUGCCAGCCUGGUGCCUGCGCCGGUGCCCGUGCCCACCCUGGACUCCCCCAUUGCCCAGCCCGAAGAGCUGCCCCUGCCCAAUGGGGUGGAGGGCACAGGCAAAGUGGAGCCGAGCGAGGAGCAACCCGAGUCGGAUGUCAGCCCCAUCUCGGAGCCUGAGGAGCCAGUCCAGCCUGGCACCCCUGCCUCCCCCCCGGCAGAGGAGGAAGAGGAGGAGAGCGAAGGCCCUGGCGAGGCCCAGGAGCGGAGCUCGAGCCCGGCCCCUGCCCCUUCGCAGACCUCGGAGGCGACUGCGCAAGUUGCCGUGUCGGUGCCAAAGAAGAAGCGAAGGAUGAAGGAGUUGAACAAGAAGGAGGCAGUAGGCGAUUUGCUGGAUGCCUUUAAAGAGUCUCAGAUCAGCGACAGUGCCUCAGAGGUGGAGAACAAGCCCCCCGCGUCCACCCCUGCCCGUGAAACGGAGGACACAGCCCCCGCCCGUCCACAGGAAGAGUCAGAGGAGACGUGGGAGGAGAAGGAGGACAAGCUGGCCCCAGAGAAGGGCAAGGCCGCUGACCAGAAGUAUCGUUACAAGGAAGAGCAAUGGAAGCCGCUGAACCCUGAGGAGAAGAAGCGAUAUGACCGGGAGUUCCUGCUGGGCUUCCAGUUCAUCUUAGCCAGCAUGCAGAAACCCGAGGGGCUGCCCCAGAUCACAGAUGUGGUGCUGGACAAGCCCUGUGUACCUUCGCAGGCCAACAAGACCCCACUGCGGGCACUCGACCCCAUCCGCCUCAGUGGCAUGAACUGCAGCCCUGACUUCACCCCCUCAUUUGCCAACCUCGGCCGGCCCGUCAUGGGCAACCGGGGCCUGCCCUCAGGUUUGGGUCCCCGCCGCUCCCAGCAGAGCCAGAGGAAGGAGCCCCGCAAAAUCAUUGCCACUGUGUCCCUCAAUGAGGAUGUCAAGCUGAACAAGGCCGAGAAGGCCUGGAAACCCAGCAGCAAGCGUGCCUCAGAGGAAGAGGAUCCUGAGAACAUCAAGACGCAGGAACUGCUCCGCCGUGUCCGCAGCAUCCUCAACAAGCUGACACCCCAGAUGUUCCAGCAGCUGAUGAAGCAGGUGAUGGAGUUGUCCAUCGACACGGAGGAGAGGCUCAAGGGUGUCAUCGACCUUGUCUUCGAGAAGGCCAUCUCGGAGCCAAACUUCUCUGUUGCCUAUGCUAACAUGUGCCGUUGCCUUAUGGGGCUCAAAGUGCCCACAACAGACAAGCCCACGGUUACUGUGAACUUCCGCAAGCUGCUGCUCAACCGCUGCCAGAAAGAGUUUGAGAAGGACAAGGAUGACGAUGAGAUCUUUGAAAAGCGACAGAAAGAGAUGGAUGAUGCCAGUGCUCCUGAGGAGAAGGCACGCAUGAAGGACGAGCUGGAGGAGGCACGGGACAAGGCCCGACGGCGAUCACUGGGCAACAUCAAGUUCAUUGGAGAGCUCUUCAAACUGAAGAUGUUGACAGAGGCCAUCAUGCAUGACUGUGUGGUGAAGCUGCUCAAAAACCAUGAUGAGGAGUCUCUUGAGUGCCUUUGCCGCCUGCUUACCACCAUUGGCAAGGACUUGGACUUUGAGAAGGCCAAGCCCAGGAUGGACCAGUACUUCAAUCAGAUGGAGAAGAUCAUCAAAGAGAAGAAGACAUCAUCCCGAAUCCGUUUCAUGCUGCAGGAUGUGAUUGACCUCAGAAGGAAUAGCUGGGUGCCGCGGCGAGGAGACCAGGGCCCCAAAACCAUCGACCAGAUCCACAAGGAAGCAGAGAUGGAGGAGCAUCGGGAACACAUCAAAGUGCAGCAGCUCAUGUCAAAGGACAAGAGGAGAGGACCCCCCGGGCCAUCCUCUAGUAGUGGACGUGGGAGCCUGGUCGCAGACGAUGGCUGGAACACUGUGCCCAUCAGCAAGGGCAACCGGCCUAUCGACACCAGCCGGCUAACGAAGAUCACCAAGCCUGGAUCCAUUGACUCCAACAACCAGCUCUUUGCGCCGGGCGGGCGGCUGAGCUGGGGCAAAGGCAGCAGCGGAGGGUCUGGUGCGAAGCCUGCAGAUUCAGCAUCUGAUUCAGGGCGACCAGCCACGAGCACCUUGAACCGCUUCUCAGCACUCCAGCAGUCAACCCCUGCUGAGAACCUGGAGUCCCGCCGCGUGGUGCAGAGGAGCAGCUCCAGCCGCGACAGGUCAGAGAAGGCUGGGGACAGAGGGGACCGGGAGUCGCGUUCGGAGAAGGGCAGCGACCGCCUGGAGCGUCCUGACCGGGGGGAGCGGGCAGACAGGAACAGGUCUGCCCUCACCAAGAGGAGCUUCAGCAAAGAGACAGAGGACAGGAGCCGAGAACGGGAGAAGCAGGGCGGCCCCGAGGCUGUGCGCAAGGCUGCUAGCAUGACAGAGGAACGGGACAGGAGCCGAGACACCAUUAAGCAAGAGCCAGCACCUCCUGCAGCAUCCCCCAAGCCUGCACUGUCAGAAGAGGAGCUUGAGAAGAAAUCCAAGGCGAUCAUAGAGGAAUACCUGCACAUCAAUGACAUGAAGGAGGCCCUGCAGUGCGUGCAGGAGCUGGGCAGCCCUUCCUCGCUCCACAUCUUCGUGCAGAAUGGCAUUGAGUCCACUCUGGAGAGGAGUACCAUCUCCCGCGAGCACAUGGGGGUCCUGCUGUGCCAGCUGGUGAAGGCAGGCACACUCUCCAAGGAACAGUACUACAAAGGGCUGCGGGAGAUCCUGGAGGCCGCAGAAGACAUGGAGAUUGACAUCCCGCACAUCUGGCUGUACCUGGCCGAGCUCAUCACCCCCAUCCUGCAAGAGGAAGGCAUACCCAUGGAGGAGCUGUUCAGGGAGAUAACAAAGCCCCUGGUGCCCAUUGGGAAGGCCACCACGCUGCUGGUCGAGGUGCUGGGCUUGUUGUGCAAGGGCAUGAGCCAGAAGACCGCAGGCAAGCUGUGGCGGGAUGGGGGCCUGAGCUGGAAGGAAUUCCUGCCUGAGGACCAGGAUGUCAACAAAUUUGUCACAGAGCAGAAAUUGGAGUACACAAUGGGGGACAGCUCGGACACGCCGAGCCGCAAGGAGCUGACCUCAGAGGAGCUGUGCAAGCAAAUGGACAAACUGCUGAAGGAGAACCCGAACAACCAAAGAAUACAUGACUGGAUUGAGGCCAACCUGAGCGAGCAGCAGGUCUCGUCCAACACAUUUAUCAGGGCCCUGAUGACAUCCGUAUGCCACUCAGCCAUUGUCUUCGAGAACCCCUACCGUGUGAACACCCUGGUCAUCCACAACCAAGCCAAGCUGCUGCAGAAGUACCUGCGGGAUGAGCAGAAGGAGCUCCAGGCGCUCUACGCCCUGCAAGCCUUGGUGGUGAAGCUGGACCAGCCUCCCAACCUGCUACGGAUGUUCUUUGAUGCCCUCUACGAUGAGGACGUCAUCAAGGAGGAGGCUUUCUACAAGUGGGAAUCCAGCAAGGACCCAGCCGAGCAGCAGGGCAAAGGGGUGGCUCUCAAAUCAGUGACGGCCUUUUUCACCUGGCUCCGGGAAGCUGAGGACGAGUCAGACAACAACUGAGCAUCUGUGAGGAGGAAGAGGAGGAGGAGGAGGGGGAAGGGGGAAGAGAGAGCGGGGCACCCCAGGGAGUGACUCCAUCCCCUCCCAUCCCUGGGCCCCCUGGACUUGCUGAUGCUGGGGCCGAGGGACCUGCUCUGCCCUCCUGCAGCCCCCCCCUCUCUUUUCAGUUAUCCUCCUCUCCCUCCCCCCAUCCCGGUUCUGUUUGUGAGGCCUGUACUAGUUUGUCACUAUGAUAAUAAAUGGAUGCUGGUGGAGGCGGCUGUUGCCGUGGGUCCCCUCGGGGCCCUUCCUCUCCCCCCUCCCAGCACAGGCACACCAGGUCUCUGGGAGUGGGGCAGAGCACCCCCAGACUCAUGUCGUGAGGAGGGGGGACAGGAUGGGGACAUAAUCUCUCCCCUCCUCUCUUCCCUCCUCUUUCUCCUCCCCACUUCUUGCUGAAAUAUAGAGAGAUUAUAUAUAUAUAUAAACUUAUUAAAUUUGGUUUGGGGACAGGAGCGUGAUUUCUCCCCCUCCCCUGUCCUCUCUCUAUUCCUCCAUCACUGCCUGGACCCCCCCUCUAUGGUUUUUUAUUUUAAAUAUAUAAAUCAUUCCCCCCCAGCUCUUGCUCUGACACCUGGGGAGGGUGCCGGGGAGGAGGGGGGGUGACCCCUUCUCUCUGGGCCAGGCUGAGUCCCCUCCCACCCCCU
Messenger RNA from Egretta garzetta (little egret), 4582 nucleotides. It is a transcript of the gene EIF4G1, whose product is annotated as eukaryotic translation initiation factor 4 gamma 1. The record is from RefSeq and is a predicted model, not a curated record. Gene Ontology annotation, molecular function: mRNA binding; translation initiation factor activity; protein binding. NCBI's taxonomy places the organism in Eukaryota, Metazoa, Chordata, Aves, Pelecaniformes, Ardeidae. Bases 234 to 3896 code for a protein of 1220 amino acids. Gene Ontology annotation, cellular component: eukaryotic translation initiation factor 4F complex. The transcript is spliced from 25 exons.